Globicephala melas (long-finned pilot whale) is the source of this 1215-nucleotide messenger RNA. Its product is annotated as pregnancy-associated glycoprotein 2-like. Gene Ontology annotation, biological process: proteolysis. The record is from RefSeq and is a predicted model, not a curated record. NCBI's taxonomy places the organism in Eukaryota, Metazoa, Chordata, Mammalia, Artiodactyla, Delphinidae. Gene Ontology annotation, molecular function: aspartic-type endopeptidase activity.
AUGCUCAGAACUCACUCUUUCCUGAGUACUUGGACCCAGAAAAGAAGCAUGAAGUGGCUUGGGAUCCUUGGGCUGGUGGCACUCUCAGAGUGCCUAGUCAUAAUCCCUCUAACAAAGAUGAAGACCAUGCGAGAAACCCUCAGGGAAAAAAACUUGCUGACAAACUUCCUGUUGAAGAACAAUGGCAACUGGUCCCAGAAUGUUGGCAACAGGUCCCAGAAUGUCGCCUAUUACCCGAAAAUGACUCUUCAUCCCCUGAGGAACUACCUGGAUCUAGCCUAUGUCGGCAACAUCACCAUUGGAACGCCCCCUCAGGAGUUCAGGGUCGUCUUUGACACCGGCUCAGGUGACCUGUGGGUGCCCUCCAUCUACUGCUACAGUCGCCCCUGCCGUACACACAAGCUCUUCAACCCUCACGCGUCCACCACCUUCCGGCUCUGGGGCCGGUCCAUCGACCUCAUCUACGGCUCCGGGAGGACCAUUGGAUUUCUUGGCUACGACACUGUUCGGAUCGGGAAACUUAUUGACAUGGGCCAGCCAUUUGGCCUGAGCAAGUUACAGUUUGGGAUGGAAGAUGCACCCUUUGAUGGCAUCCUGGGCUUGGGCUACCCCAGCCUCGCCACCCAAGGGACCACCCCCAUCUUCGACACCCUGAGGAAACGAAGCCUCAUUCCUCAGUCUGUCUUUGCCUUCUACUUGAGCAGCCGAAAGGAGAAUGGCAGCAUGUUGAUGUUAGGCGGGGUGGACCACAGAUACCAUAAAGGAAAGCUCCAGUGGAUACCAGUGUCCCGACCCCACUACUGGCAGAUAACCAUGAACCGCAUCACCAUAAACGGUGUGGCUUUUGGUUGUUGCCGCGGCUGCCAGGCCAUUGUGGAUACCGGGACGUCGUUCCUAGUUGGCCCAACUAGAGUGAUCACCGCCAUCCGAAGGCUCAUCGGCGCCCGCCUUGUCAAUAACGAGUAUGCGGUUUCAUGUAGCUAUGUGGCUCGCCUGCCUACAAUCAUCUUCAGAAUCAACGGCAACGACUACCCAGUGCCCCCUCAAGCCUACAUCAGAAAGAGCCUUCGGGGCCAAUGCCUCAGCACCUUGGCAGCGGGCACAGAGAGCAUGAGCCGCUCGGAGACCUGGAUCCUGGGCGACGUCUUCCUGAGGCUGUAUUUCUCGGUUUACGAUCGGGGAAACAACAGGGUUGGCCUGGCUCCCGCAGUGUAA